Anopheles maculipalpis is the source of this 3706-nucleotide messenger RNA. RefSeq names its product angiotensin-converting enzyme-like. Gene Ontology annotation, biological process: proteolysis. The record is from RefSeq and is a predicted model, not a curated record. Bases 19 to 3705 code for a protein of 1228 amino acids. Lineage: Eukaryota; Metazoa; Arthropoda; Insecta; Diptera; Culicidae. Gene Ontology annotation, molecular function: peptidyl-dipeptidase activity; metallopeptidase activity. Gene Ontology annotation, cellular component: plasma membrane. The transcript is spliced from 4 exons.
GGUAGAAGGUACCGGAAAAUGAAGGUAUUCGCGUACCUUCUUUUCCUGUGUGGAUGGUACGUACGAGCAUCUCAGUCUAUACCGCAGGCGGUAGUGCAACGAGAUGAUCUUACCGAAGAACAGAUGGCAACGACCCUGGAGCAGUACGAUCAGGACGUUCGAUAUCACUGCAAUAUCAAUGCAAUAGCAAACUGGAAUGUGGCAACCGAUACGGAGAAUGUCUACUUACAGGAAGUACAGAACAAUGUAUCUCUCGAGUAUGCAAAAUUCCGGACCGAAUACUACGAACAGUACUUUAAGAAAGCCAAUGUGGAAAACUAUCAGAGUGCAAAGAUUCGCAAACAACUGCGAAUGUUGAAAGAUCUCGGGACAGCUGCACUACCGGCCGAAAAAUUGGCCUCACUAAACCGUGUGCUACGCAAAAUGGAUACAGCCUAUCAGCUUGCUGAGGUGUGUCCGUACACGAACCAGCAAUGUGGUCCUUCCGAUGCGAAAUGGACACUUGAUCCGGAGCUAGAAAACGUGUUGGCCGAGUCAAACGAUUACGACGAGCUCGAGUACGUGUGGCGACGGUGGCGCGAGGAAUCGGGCAAGAAGAUGCGUUCCGAUUACAAGGACUAUGUGCAGCUGGUCAAUGAGGCGGCUCAAUUGAACGGGUACGAGGAUUAUGGUGCCUUGUGGCGUUCGAAGUACGACGAUCCAAAGCUACGGGAAACGCUCGAACGGCUCUGGAGCGAGGUCGAGCCGCUGUACGAUGAGCUGCACAGCUACGUACGGUACCGAUUGUUCGAGCUGUACGGGAAUCGUAUGGAUCCGGCCAACCCCAUGAUUCCGGCCCAUCUGCUCGGCAACAUGUGGGCUCAAUCGUGGGCCAACAUGUACGAUCGGUUGAAACCGUUCCCAAACGCAAGCUUGGUCGAUGUGACGGCAAAAAUGAAGGAACUAAGCUACAAUGCAACGAAAAUGUUUGAGAUGUCAGACGAAUUCUAUCAAAGUCUAGGUUUGCCUAGCAGUGCGAUGAGCUACGGACCGAAGGCAGUGAUUGUGAAACCUCCACAGAAGAUCGUUUGUCAUGCGUCGGCGUGGGAUUUCUGUGAUGGGGAAGAUUUCCGCAUCAAAAUGUGCACGAACGUUAAUAUGGAGGACUUUGUAACGGUUCAUCACGAGAUGGGACACAUCAUGUACUACAUACUGUACAAGGAUCAACCGUAUCUGUUCCGUACCGGUGCAACGCCAGCAUUCCACGAAGCGGUCGGUGAUACGAUCGCCCUGUCAGUGGCUACACCGAACCAUCUGCGCAAGGUAGGUUUGCUGGACGAGUACGAGGACAGUCAGGCGGACAACGUUAAUGCGCUGUUUGAGAUGGCACUAGAACGGGUGGCUUUCCUGCCUUUCGGAUAUCUGAUCGACAUGUGGCGCUGGGAUGUUUUCAGCGGAGCAGUGAACGAAACCGAAUGGAACGCACACUGGUGGAAGCUGCGCGAAAAGUAUCAAAAGGUGUACGCUCCGGUUAUGCGGUCUGAGGAUGAUUUCGACCCAGGAGCAAAGUAUCACAUUCCGGCUAGCUCUCAGUACAUCGCUUACUUUUUAGCACACAUUCUCGAGUUUCAGUUCUAUCGUGCACUCUGUAUCGAGGCGGGUCAGUACGAUCCCGCCCAAAAGGCUGCCCAACCACUUCACAAGUGUGAUUUUUACAACAGCAAAGCGGCCGGUGAUAAGUUGCGUGAAGGGCUUUCCCUUGGCUACAGUGAAGAUUGGCAGGAAGCCCUUGAGAAGCUGACGGGAGAGCGGGAGAUUAGUGGCAAAGCGUUGCUGGAAUACUUUGAACCACUGUAUGAGUUUUUGAAGGCGGAAAAUCGUAAAUUUAAAGCUGCAGAUAUGAAAAACAUUGUGGACCGGUACAGUGAGCAAUACUCGGUGGCAUGCAAUAGGCAGGUGAAGGCACAGUUUGCUACCCAGAUCGAUGUAGGCAAUCCCCAGUUGCAGCAACAGUUGACGCAAGUUCUGAACGAAAACACACAAUUCGUGCUGGACAAUUACAAUCGCUACUUUGCUGACGUUAAUCCGAAAGACUUUUCCGCGGACCCCAUGUUAAGCCGGCAGCUGGAGUUCUUAACGCAAAUAGCGAUCAACAAGCUAACGUCACAAGAUCUUGCUAAGCUUCAAAAUGCUCUGGGUCGAAUGCAAAACACAUACAGUAGUGCUACGAUUUGUCCGUACAGUGAUCAGCAGUGCACAGAAGGCAAGUUAUCGCUAGAUCCCGAGCUGUACGAAAUAAUGGCCAAGUCCGAGAACUACGACGAGCUGCAGUACGUAUGGCAGGAAUGGCGACGCAGUACAGGACGCAAAAUGAAACGCGACUAUUCGGACUAUGUAGAGCUGAUGAAUCGGGCCGCCCGGCUUGGGGGUUACGAAGAUAUGGGAGCAUUGUGGCGAUCGUCAUUCGAGGAGGAUAAUUUUGUCGAACGCAUGAAGAGUCUUUGGGACGAAUUGAAGCCCUUCUACUCCGAGCUGCACCGGUACGUACACCGCAAACUGAAGGCAAUCUACGGUGAACGCAUGAACGAUCCCAAUGGGAACAUUCCGGCCCAUCUGCUCGGUAAUAUGUGGGCUCAAUCGUGGGUGAAUCUGUACGAUCGAACCAAACCCUUCGCCAAUACGGUUGAUUUGGAUAUAACGGAAGCCUUAAAGGCGAAGAACUAUACCACCCGACAGUUGUAUGAAAUAGCGAACGAUUUUUAUGUGGGGCUUGGCCUUCCCGACAACAGCAUGAGUUACGACACCGAACUUGGUGCGAUGAUAGAGAAGCCGACCGAUGGGCGCAUCGUGACGUGCCACGCGUCUGCGUGGGACUUUUGCGAUCGGAAGGAUUUCCGCAUUAAAAUGUGCACGCGCAUGAACAUGGAAGACUUUGUGACGAUUCAUCACGAGAUGGGCCACAUUAACUAUUACAUACUGUACAAGGACCAACCGGUGACAUUGCGCAGCGGUGCAAAUCCGGGUUUUCACGAGGCAGUCGGCGACACGAUAUCGUUGUCCGUGGCCACUCCGAAGCACUUUGAAAAGAUUGGUCUGUUGCAGGGGUACAACGAUACGUACGAGGAGAACAUAAAUGCAUUGUAUCAGAAGGCGCUCGAUCGUGUAGCGUUCCUUCCGUUUGGGCUGCUAAUCGAUAUGUGGCGUUGGGAGAUUUUCGAAGGAAAUCUAGAGUAUGACCGCUGGAACGAGCGUUGGUGGGAGCUGCGAGAAGAAUAUCAGAAAGUGUCGGCUCCGGUCACACGCGAUAGUGACGAUUUUGAUCCUGGCGCAAAGUAUCACAUCCCUUACGAUAGUCAGUACGUGUCGUACUUUAUAGCACACAUCCUGGACCUGCAGCUGCACAGAGCACUCUGCAAGGCAGCGGACCAGUACGAUCCGGAUGAUCCGUCCAAACCGUUGCACAAGUGCGACAUUGAUGGAUCGCGCGCUGCUGGCGAUCUGUUGCGGGCGGGCCUUUCACUUGGCCGAUCGGUACAUUGGUCGGAAGCACUGAAAGCCAUGACGGGUGAAACGGAACUGCGCACGGAUGCGCUGCUUGAAUACUACAAACCAUUGUACGAGUUUUUGAAGGAAGAAAAUGCGAAAGCAGGAACCGCUCGUAUGGCAUCCGUUUCGAUCAGCCUAGUUUUGGCGGCUUGUGUGUUGUUUGUGUUGAGAUUGUACUAGG